Mixia osmundae IAM 14324 is the source of this 1227-nucleotide messenger RNA. RefSeq lists its product as uncharacterized. NCBI's taxonomy places the organism in Eukaryota, Fungi, Basidiomycota, Mixiomycetes, Mixiales, Mixiaceae. The transcript has 6 exons. Bases 1 to 1227 code for a protein of 408 amino acids. Gene Ontology annotation, biological process: protein phosphorylation; regulation of signal transduction; G protein-coupled receptor signaling pathway. Gene Ontology annotation, molecular function: G protein-coupled receptor kinase activity; ATP binding; G protein-coupled receptor binding. The record is from RefSeq and is a predicted model, not a curated record.
AUGGGAGCCCUAUGCUGCCGCCCAGAGGAGGUCGAUUUCGAUGGGCCGGUCGACCUCUGGCACUUCUACCUGCUCCGGGCAGUCGGCAAGGGCGCCUUUGGCAAGGUGAGAGUAGUACAGCACAAGCAAACCAAGGCGCUUUACGCGCUCAAGUACAUCAACAAAGCACGAUGCGUGAAGCAGCACUCGGUCUCCAACAUCAUACAAGAACGUCGUCUGCUCGAGGAGAUCGACUCGCCCUUUGUUUGCAAUCUGCGUUACGCCUUUCAGGAUGACGAGAACCUGUUCAUGAUACUCGAUCUCAUGCUGGGAGGCGACCUCCGCUUUCAUCUCGACAGAAUGGUCUGCAUGCGCGAAGACGUUGUCAAGUUCUACGUGGCAGAGAUUGCGCUCGCUCUAGACUACCUCCACAAGAAAGGCAUCGUCCAUCGAGACAUCAAGCCAGAUAACAUAUUGCUCGACGAAAGAGGGCACGCUCAUUUGACCGACUUCAACAUCGCCGUACACUUUUCACAACGGCGAGCUCUCACAUCCAUAGCAGGCAGCAUGGCCUACAUGGCUCCCGAAGUUCUCACGAAGAAAGGCUAUACCUACACGCCUGAUUGGUGGUCACUUGGCAUACUGGCAUGGGAGACGCUCUUCGGCAAACGGCCCUACAGGGGCAAGACGAAUACGAGCUUGACAAAUUCUAUCCUCGAGGAGGAGUUGCGAGUGCCGGCGGAGGCGCCUCAAGCUGUCAGCCAAGAAGGUCUCGCGUGUGUCCGUGGGUUGCUGCAACGUGAUAUCAACAAGCGACUGGGCUGCGCAGCGAUGGGUGGUCUGCAAGGUCUGAAAGCACACCCUUGGUUCCGCGACUUUGACUGGCAGGCAGUCGAGAGCAAGUCUGCGACCGCGCCCUUUAUACCCGACUCCAAACGAGCCAAUUUCGAUGCGACCCACGAAUUAGAAGAGUUGCUCCUGGAAGACAAUCCGUUGAAAGCACGCAAGAGAGACCCCAAGCUGGAUGUCGAUUCGCUCUCGUCAGACAUGCGCAUGUUCGAAGAAGGCUUCACGCCGUUUGAUUGGACAAAGACGACACGAAAGUCGUGGUUCGAUGUAGAUGCGAUCGAUGCCAAAGCGGGAGCACCUGGCACGACAUCGACGGUGACGACAGGCAAGGGCAAGUUGCCGCUCACGGCGCAGCCUCACGCAGAGUACAAAGAGUCUGUGCCUCUCGACAAGUUAUGA